Molecule: messenger RNA, 2387 nt
Organism: Cynara cardunculus var. scolymus (artichoke)
Lineage: Eukaryota; Viridiplantae; Streptophyta; Magnoliopsida; Asterales; Asteraceae
Product: U-box domain-containing protein 5-like
Exons: 6
Coding region: 292-2205 (637 amino acids)
Cellular component (GO): nucleus; cytoplasm
Source: RefSeq, a predicted model, not a curated record
GCAAGCAGACUUAACCCCACAUCAAUUCUUUACUUACCCGUUGCCCAUUUCUACGUAUCCCGACCAUCCUCAUAUUUAACUUCAUUCUUUUCCUUCUAAACCCUCCAAAUUAUACCUGCAACUUUCUCCAACAGAUUCCUUGAUCGUUUUUGGCACAACCACACCACCACCACCACCACCAACACCAACACCAACCAUGGUUUCUGUACAAUCCCUCCAUCGCUGAACACGAGAAACUUGAUCGGUUGCUGCUCGGCGCUAACUGCGUUAGGAUUCAUAGUGUGUUGAGAGAUGCAGAGUAUUACUCUUGAAGCUGUGGAACAUCCAUAUAUAAGUACAUGGAAGGUUCAUCGUUUGGCAUGCUUGGAACUUAAGAAUAUUAUCGAUAAAAUCACAGAUAUAUUUACAGCGAUCGAGUCUGCCCGACCACGAUGCUCGUCAGGAUUAGAAGUUUUGUGCUCGUUACACUGUUGCAUGGAAAAAUGCAUGCUGCUUCUUCGACAUUGUUCUGAGUCCAGCAAACUUUACUUGGCAAUCAGUGGAGAGAGAAUAAUUUUGCGGUGCGAAAGGAUACGCAAUUCUUUGGAAUCGUGUUUGAGCCUAUUUCAAGGCUUGGUCGAACCCAGACUGGCUACUCAGAUAUCUCGAAUUGUUGAUUAUAUCGAAACUGUAGCUUUUACGAUGGAUUCCUCCGAAGAUGAAGCAGGGAAAGUCUUACUGGCUUUACUCCAUAAGGACAUUGCACCAUCAAGAUUUACAAAUCUGGAAGAACUCAUGGCUUUCAAGUUUGCAGCUCUUAGGCUUCAGAUUACAUCCCCUUCAACCCUCGUUAUCGAGAAAAGAUCCAUAAGAAAGCUACUAAACAAGAUCCGUGAUACCGACCCUGGAAAAAAGAAAAUCUUGAACUAUUUCUUGUAUCUCACCAGAAAGUAUGGAAAAUCCAUCAAACCACAAGAAACAGGAAUCGCACAUCCUGAAGGAGAUGAUGUCUUUGAUUCACUUGAACCACCGACGAAAUUCAGAAACCGUCGUUUGAGUGAACUUUCCUCUUCUAGCUCGAUUCCCAGUUUAAGCAGUUCUUUAGGGGAUCUACAUCUGCAAGUAGAAAAUGCUUCAUUUCGAUCUUCAGAUACAAAUAGUUUGGAUUAUAGUAUGGUUGUCGCGAUUGAAAAUGGAUGUGAUAAGAUCCAAGAAAAACCCAAGCGAUUUGAUGGUUAUUCGGGGCCGGAUAAUGGCACGAGCUUGUCUAUUCUUGCAAAGCUUUCGGUGCUUCCAUGGGCAUCCAUGCGCCGGGCAGUCGAAGAUGUGAAAAACCAGUUGAAAGAGGAUCAAAGAUCUCAUGUUUUAAUAUCUACCAGUUACAUAAAACCGGUUUUUAAGUUUCUGAAAGAGGCUUAUCGGUUAGAGGACACCGGAGCAAAACGACAUGGAGCGGAGUUGCUUUUGAUUUUCUUGAAGGAAUGCAGAACCAACGUGCCACCGUUACCAGAAAACGCAAUAUACGAUUUGUCGUUAUUUCUCCGUUCAGAAAUCAUGGAAGAAGCGUUAUCGAUCUUAGAACUGCUCUCCUGCCAUCAACAAUACAAUUCUGAAAUAGUGGCAUAUGGGAUUCUACCCUUUUUACUAGAACUGAUCAAGAACCCUAAAAGCAGAUACCACGAUUUGACCUUAAGGGUACUUUGUAAUCUUUCGGCUCACAUCGAUCUCGGCCACCACCUCAUAUAUCUCGGCUUCAUUCAACAUUUGAUUCCCAUAUUGGAUGAAGUUUUGUUCUAUGGCUACUGUCUCAAGAUCUUCAAAAAUCUAUGCGCCAUUGACGAAGCCGCGACUCAUUUUGUUGAACACGAUAACUGUAUUGUUUCCAUCGGCGAGCUUCUUGAAGUAGGGAAGGAUGAAGAACAAGAGCACGCACUCGACAUUUUGCUCGAUUUAUGUUACCAACGUGAUGAGUUGCGGGAAAGGGCGAUUCAAGCAAGCAUCACUUCAUGUUUGGUUGAUAUUUCAAGACACGGGAGUUGUAAGGGUCGGUUGUUGGCGGCCGAGUUACUUCAUGUAUUAGGUAAUACCCCCGACGAUCGUUCUUUAUGUACCAUCUCAGAUACUUCUCAAAGCACAAACAGUAACCUUAAAGCAAACAAGCCGUGCUCCAAGAAGUCAGGAUUAUUUGGUAGGAUAAAAGCAAAGUUCAGGAAAUCCGUUCAAUAGAUUUCUCGUUUGUUGAAGACUAGACACAGUUAUAGGAACGUACAGUUUAUAUAUACUCUUCAAGUGAUUUGAAUUUGGACUUGAAACUCUAAUCGCUUUAUAGCUUUCCAUUUUUAACCCAUGGUCGGCCUUGCGUUUGCGGUAGCUUCAUGCGGCUGCUCUUUCCUUUUUUGGCAAGGUUC